AAGCUGAAAAUGUUGUGUCAACUACAAGCACUGGAAGGUAAAACAUCAGCAAGGCCAUGAACGAAUCCUCUCACACGUUAAUAGAGAAAUCAUUUACAUUUCAGGACUGUGAAGACUCCUUAACGGUGUCUAUCCCUGAGGUUCUUGAUUCACAAUAUGGCAUGUAUGUGUGGCCCUGUGCGGUGGUGCUAUCACAGUAUGUGUGGAUGGCAAGAGAGGAACUACAGAACAAGACUGUUCUUGAGCUGGGCGCCGGGGUGGGUUUGCCUGGGGUGGUGGCUGGCAGGUGUGGGGCGCGUGUGAUGCUGUCAGACAGUGCUGAGCUGCCCCUCUGCCUGAGGAACUGCCGGCGCUCCUGUGACGCCAACGGCCUGCCCGGCGUGCCUGCGAUCGCACUCACCUGGGGACGGGUGUCGCCGGAGCUCCUCUCGCUGCCGCCGCUGGACAUCAUCCUGGGCUCAGAUGUCUUCUAUGAACCUGAAGAUUUUGAAGACGUGCUCGUGACCAUCUCCUUUCUCGUAAGGAGAAACCCUCAUGCUCAGUUCUGGACGACAUACCAGGAGAGAAGUGCGGACUGGUCCAUUGAGGCUUUGUUACACAAGUGGGAUCUGAAGUGCAUCAAUGUCCCACUGGAAAGAUUUGAAGCAAACAAAAACCAUCUUGCUGGAUCAACACUUCCUGGGAAUCAUACUGUACAAAUGAUGAUCAUAACAAGAAAGGUGUUUUAAUGAGAAACUU
Messenger RNA from Rhinichthys klamathensis goyatoka, 738 nucleotides. It is a transcript of the gene mettl23, whose product is annotated as methyltransferase 23, arginine. NCBI's taxonomy places the organism in Eukaryota, Metazoa, Chordata, Actinopteri, Cypriniformes, Leuciscidae. The transcript is spliced from 5 exons. The coding region runs from base 57 to 728 and encodes 223 amino acids. The record is from RefSeq and is a predicted model, not a curated record. Gene Ontology annotation, cellular component: nucleus; cytoplasm.